This is a messenger RNA of Aureobasidium subglaciale EXF-2481, 1944 nucleotides long. RefSeq lists its product as uncharacterized. The transcript has 3 exons. Gene Ontology annotation, molecular function: DNA binding. The record is from RefSeq and is a predicted model, not a curated record. Gene Ontology annotation, biological process: DNA replication; DNA replication initiation. NCBI's taxonomy places the organism in Eukaryota, Fungi, Ascomycota, Dothideomycetes, Dothideales, Saccotheciaceae. Gene Ontology annotation, cellular component: alpha DNA polymerase:primase complex. Bases 1 to 1944 code for a protein of 647 amino acids.
AUGGACGACCAAACAAAUGAGAUCAACGAGAUAUUUGCCGCACCAAACACAACACUCGAGCGCGAUGUCCUCGGCGAACUUAAGUCCAUCCUUCGAAUCCAUUCGCUCAGUCCUCAGGAACUGUUCUUCAAAUGGGAGGCAUACAGCUUGAAGAUGGGUUCAGACACUCAGAUGAGCUACAAAACAGCAAGAGAAUUUAAGAAAGAUCUUCAAGAUGCACUGGAAAGAGAAUCAAGAGGCAAAGCACAUAUGCAGAGCGCACAGAAACGAGGCACAACUGGCACCCCGAGGAAUGCCAAUACAGGGGAUGUCUUUGGAGUUCUGGACGGAUUGGUCGCCGGCACGCCAUCUCGAGGAUCAGUCAUGAAGCGAAGAAGCGACUUUGGGACUCCCUCUGCCAAAGCAUCCAAGCUCAACAACACCAGUUCUCCGGCAGGUGACAAGACUCCGACGCUCGGUGCUUCCGCUACCGAGGCUCUCCAACUAGGAGCGAUUCCCUUCGCCGAACGCCAGAAUGCUGGACAGAUCAUCGAACAACUCAACGGCCACAUUGAAAUACCUCCCGCCCCCUCAUCCGCACCUACAGAAGCCCGCGUCAAGCUGAAAGCGAAUACCGACAUGGCCAAAUUCAGCUAUAGACCAAUGGCUAUGAAGCUCUCAGAGGCUUCGGAAUUCCUCGACGAGCGCAUCGACGAGUUUGUCGAGAUCAUACAGAAGAAUCACCAAUUAGAAUACUCUGCCUUUGGCAAUCCGGCUGCCAUGAGUCCUGCUCAGAUUGUCGCUGUGGGACGAAUUGCUUCGGACACUAGCGAAGGAAGGAUGAAUGCAGCUUCGAUGGUCCUGGAGACCAGUCGUCGCAUGGGUGCGGGUCUGCGAGUACCUCUGCGUAUGGAGAAAGGAGGUUAUGACUUUUUCCCUGGCAAGAUCGUCGCUCUCCGCGGUAACAACCCGUCUGGAGAGUACUUCAGUGUUACGGAGGUGUUGUCUGUGCCUUCGUUACAACCUCCUGCCACAGCACCUACCGGUAUCGAUGUCCACAACGAGCGUCUACAGAGUGAUGACGGCACAGAGAGUCGCCCUCUGAACAUCAUUAUCGGAGCCGGACCAUACACUACAGACAGUGAACUGUCGUUUGACAGCUUACACGAACUCUGCUCGCAAGCUGCAGAGACCAAGGCUGAUCUCCUGAUACUCAGCGGUCCUUUUAUCGACAUUGAACAUCCAAAAGUUGCAAGUGGUGACUUCUUGUUGCCGCCGGACAGCAAAGUUGACCCUUCCACUGCAACACUCACAGAUGUCUUCCGCGCCCUCAUCUCUCUACCACUCACUCGUCUGGCUCAAACAUUACCUGGAAUUACCAUCAUACUAGUACCCUCAGUCCGGGAUGCCGUGUCGAAACACAUUAGUUGGCCGCAAGACCGUCUGAACCGCAAAGAUCUCGGCCUCCCGAAACAAGCGACAUGUGUCACGAAUCCCAUGACGGUAUCCUGCAAUGACUUCAUGGCAGCAAUUAGCAGUCAAGACGUCCUCUUCGAAAUGCAAAGACAGCGCGUCGUCAGCGGCCUCAACAGCGACGCCCUAGCAUCUCUUGCAAGAAACCUCCUCACCCAACGCCAUUACUUUCCUGUCUUCCCGCCACUGCCACGAGACGAAAAGGCUAUGACUGUGGGCGCUAGUCUGGACAUUGCGUAUAUGAAGCUGGGUGAGAUCUUGACCGUCAGCCCGGAUCUGCUCAUUUUGCCGAGUGUGUUGACGCCGUUUGUCAAGGUUGUGGAUGGCGUGUUGGUGAUUAACCCCGGUCAAGCUAGUAAGAAGAGAGGUGCAGGCACCUAUGCGAGAUUGAUUGUUGGACCCAGAGAGUUGACUGAAGAUGAGAGGGAAAAGGAUGAAGAUGUUGAUCAUCAGUUGUUCAACAGAGCUCGUUGCGAUAUCAUGAGAAUCUAA